Messenger RNA from Eptesicus fuscus (big brown bat), 1463 nucleotides. It is a transcript of the gene ETFRF1, whose product is annotated as electron transfer flavoprotein regulatory factor 1. Gene Ontology annotation, biological process: respiratory electron transport chain. The record is from RefSeq and is a predicted model, not a curated record. NCBI's taxonomy places the organism in Eukaryota, Metazoa, Chordata, Mammalia, Chiroptera, Vespertilionidae. The transcript has 3 exons. Gene Ontology annotation, cellular component: mitochondrion. Bases 519 to 791 code for a protein of 90 amino acids.
GCCCCCUCCCUGACAGCUCGCCCGCACCCGCUCCGUGCCGCGUGGGUGACAGACGGAGGCGUGGGAGCGGUGUGGAGUGUUCCGGCUGCGGCGCGCCGGAAAGUGCGUGAGUGCAGCUCCCGCGUGUUUCCUUCUGCUUGGCGGACCCUGGGGUCUGGAGGCGGUGAAGUUACGCUCGGGGCGAGGAUGUCCUCGGGGUGUGGGAGAGAGAGAGUCCGGGCGCCUCUGCCGCGGCGGGCCUCUCCCCUCCCUCUUUCCCUGGAGUGUGUUGGGCGAAUCUGUGUCAGGGCGUCCGGAAGGAAAGGGGCCACCCCAGCUACCCAGGUCGGCUGCUGCCCAGCUACCCGGGUCCCCACAGCUUAGGCCGGCGGGGAGCCGGUCAUUUAGUUCAGAGGUAGACUGGCCCCUAGCGGCUUGGUUUAUUUUUAAAUGAACGACCUUCGGAUUCUUCUCCCUGCACCUGGUUCUGUGCAUUCCCCGUGCAAGGUAUGCUGUAUAUAAGUGGAUAUUUUCCAUAAAUGAAAAUGGCUAAUUCUUUAAGAGGAGAAGUACUGAAUCUUUAUAAAAAUCUGCUGUACCUUGGACGAGACUAUCCAAAAGGAGCAGACUAUUUUAAAAGGCGUCUGAAGAAUGUUUUCCUUAAAAACAAAGAUGUGAAGGACCCUGAGAAGAUCAGAGAACUUAUUGCACGGGGUGAAUUUGUAAUGAAAGAGCUAGAAGCCUUAUAUUUCCUUAGGAAAUACAGAGCUAUGAAACAGCGCUAUUAUUCAGAUACCAAAGACACUAACUGAUCAUUACUAUAAUCUCACUAAAACCAGUGCCAGCUGUUUAUGUAUAACAAAUAUAAAAAUAAUUCUAACUUAAAAUGGCAACAUAUACAUGACAUAAAAAAUACUUAAGCUGCCUUAACUGAGCUAAAUAAAGCAGGGUUAAACUUGUAUUUAUUCUUAGUUUUAUCAGCAACACUUUAUGCAAUUUUAUACUAACAUAACAUUGCCAACUACAAAUUAUAGAUUAAUGAGUACCUAAUUUCAAAUGAAAAAGAAUGUACUUAAAACAAUUGUAACUUAAUAGGUUUUUGCCAAUUAUUCUUAGCCCAUUUCUCCAUUUAACUGACAAUGCCAUUUAAUUCACAUGAAACUAGGCAAAAUAAUCUUAUUCAUUUAUUCUCUUAAUUUUUGAAGGAGUACCUUAUUUUUUACCCCAUCUGGUAUAUUAGCAAGGUUCACUACAAAACAAAUAGCGCCUGGUCAUGAUUUUAGUGCAGUUAUGGAAAUAAUACAUAUGAAGAUUACUUCUGAUCUUGAAAUAGCUUGCCAGUAAUUGGCAUUACAUACAUACUUAUUCAAUACCUCCAUUAUUUUGCUUCUAGCUUCCUUUGGAUCUUAAAACAAAUCACCUGUUGUGUAUCAAUUACCUUCUUUGAUAAAAAGUAAUAAAGUUAUUUUUUUGUCAUAAAGGUA